CCAUGAGCCUUUAUCUUCUCUAAUACCCAUCUUCCUCUUUUUUAUUCAUGGCUUCUUCUUCUUCUUCUUCCUCUUCUUCUUCUGGCUUAAAUACUUAUAUAAAUUCUCAACCCACCUUCUCUUUCUCGACCCAUCUUCUCAUGUCGUCGUCUUCUUCUUCUUCUUUCACCAAUCUUCUUUCGACUAAUAUCAAAGACAUGGACAGUAUUAGCUGGGGACUUUAUGACCAUGGAACUGAUGCAAUUGGUAUUGAAAUCCCAAAGUUCAAAUCAUUUACACCUUCUUCUUUACCUCUUUCUCCUCCUCCUGUUUCCCCUUCUACUUAUUUGGCCAUUCCUCCUGAUUUAAGCCCAGCUGAGCUCUUGGACUCGCCUGUUCUUUUUUCCACCUCUAAUGUUUUUCCUUCUCCAAUCACUGGGGCUUUUGCUGGUCAAAGUUUCAACUGGAGGAAUAAUUUUAGUGAGAAUCAGAGAGGUGUUAAAGGGGAAGAGAGAAGUUUCUCUGAUUUCUCUUUUCAAACCCAAACAGCUCCCACAUCUUCAUCCUUCUUUCAAUCUUCUUCAAGCUUUAUCCCAGUGGAGCAGUCAAUGAAAAAGCAACAGGAAUCAUGGAAUUUUAACAAACCCACAAAGCAAACAGAUUUUUCAUCAGACAAGGGAGGAGUUGUAAAAUCAGAAUGUAAACCAAUGCAGUAUUUCUCCUCAGAAAUGGCUCCAAUCCAAUCAACCAUACAAAAUAACACUGCUUCUCAACUCAGUUACAAUCAUUACAACAAUCAACCAGCUCCAUACAUGAGAGAGCAAAGAAAGUCAGAUGAUGGAUACAACUGGAGGAAGUACGGACAGAAACAGGUUAAAGGAAGUGAAAAUCCACGUAGUUAUUACAAGUGCACUUAUCCAAAUUGCCCAACCAAGAAAAAGGUAGAGAGAUCUUUGGAUGGACAGAUUACUGAAAUAGUCUAUAAAGGAAGCCACAAUCAUCCCAAGCCUCAGUCUACAAGAUCAUCCUCUCAGUCUAUGCAACCUUCUGCAGGAGUCGGCUUAGAAAUCUCAGAUCAAUCUGUUGCUCCAUUGGAGUCUGUCAACAUGCAGGAGGAUUCUUCAAUUUCGAUGGGAGAUGACGAAUUCGAACAAAGCUCACCAAUUAGUAAUUCAGGUGGAGAUGACGAUGAAAAUGAACCUGAAGCCAAAAGAUACAAGGGACAGAAUGAAAAUGAGGGCAUUUUGGGUGCUGGGAGCAGGACUGUUAGAGAACCUAGGAUUGUGGUUCAGACAACAAGUGAUAUUGACAUACUUGAUGAUGGGUAUAGAUGGAGGAAAUAUGGACAGAAAGUAGUCAAGGGAAAUCCCAAUCCAAGGAGCUACUACAAGUGUACGUCAGUUGGUUGUCCCGUUCGAAAACAUGUCGAACGAGCGUCGCACGACACAAGAGCAGUGAUCACCACUUACGAAGGGAAGCACAACCAUGAUGUUCCAGCGGCUCGUGGAAGCGGCUAUGCAUCCAACAGACCUCCAUCCAAUGGUAACCCCAGCAGCAUGCCCAUCCCAAUAAGACCCUCAGUCACAACCAACACAAAUUAUCCAAGCUCGCUAAACAGCACAAGGUUACCAACAUCAGCAAGUCAAGCUCCAUUCACCCUGCAGGAAAUGUUGCAGGGUCCAGGGAGCAUUGGGUUCUCAGGUUAUGGGAAGCCAAGCGGCUCAUACAUGAACCAAACACAGAGUGCAUACUCCGGAGCCAAGGAAGAACCAAAGGAUGACUCAUUUUUCGACUCUUUCCUCUGUUGAAAAGACAAAAGCUAACACCACAGGCAGGCAGAAGUUAGGAUUCAGGAAACACUUUUGAAUUAGAUAUGCUUGUAAUAGUGUAAUAUAGACGUAGUUAUAAUUUUUUCAUUUGUUUUGAGGCCCUUCUAAGCUCGACAGCAUAGGCCUCUAUUUGUCAUAGUAUCCAAUAAUCCAGCAGAAACCUAAAUGGUUCAUUUUUCUUAGCAUCUCAUUUGAAUGGAUAAGAAUUCUAGAA
Molecule: messenger RNA, 2022 nt
Organism: Manihot esculenta (cassava)
Lineage: Eukaryota; Viridiplantae; Streptophyta; Magnoliopsida; Malpighiales; Euphorbiaceae
Product: probable WRKY transcription factor 33
Exons: 5
Coding region: 48-1787 (579 amino acids)
Biological process (GO): regulation of DNA-templated transcription
Molecular function (GO): DNA-binding transcription factor activity; sequence-specific DNA binding
Source: RefSeq, a predicted model, not a curated record